Molecule: messenger RNA, 41843 nt
Organism: Pelagomonas calceolata
Lineage: Eukaryota; Pelagophyceae; Pelagomonadales; Pelagomonadaceae
Source: the annotation of a GenBank genome assembly
CCGGCAAAAGGCUGCCCGUGUGCGACGCGGGACGGACCAAGCUGCGUUGCACACAUUAGUUAUAGCUGCAUCCCAUGGGCCCUGCCCCUUGGAGGGAGCCGGGGCCGACGCGCGGGGGAUAGGGGGGCAGCCCCUGGAUGGCUGAGGGGCACCCUGAUCCGCUCCCCCGCCUGCGCUGGGCCACACGUACAAGUCAAAUGGCGCGGCGGCAGCACGUAGCCGUGGCUGCGUGCCUCGCGGUGUUCCUGAGUGGGGCCUUUUACGUGGCCGGCGGCGGUGCCGCUGCAGCCGCGUGCGCCCGCCGCCUGCUGGGGCAGCCCGGCGCCGCGGGCGUGGAACGGACGCUCGCGGCGAAGGCGCCGGCAGACUCGGCCCCGCCGCGCAUCCCGCGGCGCGUCUUCCAGACGGCGCGGUCGGCGGCCGACGUCGACGCGGACCUCGAACGGACGCUCGCGGCGCAAGCGCCGCGCAUCCCGCGGCGCGUCUUCCAGACGGCGCGGUCGGCGGCCGACGUCGACGCGGACCUCGCUCGACGACUCGAAACGACCAGCCCCGGCUUCGAGCGCGUAUUUUUCGACGACGCCGCCGCGCGGGAAUACAUGGCGAGGGCCUACGCGGGGACGCGGAUCCUCGAGGCGUACGAGGCCGCGCCGCGCGUCGUGAUGCGCGCGGAUCUGUUCCGGCUGGCGGUCGUCGCGCGGGAGGGCGGCUUCUACUUCGACGUCGACGUGUACGCCAAGCGGUCACUGGAGCCGCUCGUCGCGCACGCGGCCGUGCUCCCCAUGGAAUGGUGGCUCUCCGACGACGCGUUUUUCGAAAGACACCGCAGGAACGUCCUGGACGCGCGGGAACACUGGCAAGUCGGCAACUACGCCUUCGGCGCGCGACCCGACCACCCGCUGCUGGUCGACGCGCUCGACGAGGCCGCGAACCGGACGCUGGCGGCGGCCGGCGCGCCCGGCGACGCCGACGUCCUUCGGACGACCGGACCGUACAUGCUCAGCGAAGUCUACCACGCCGGGCGGCGCGCGGGAAGGUACGCCGACGUCGUGCUGCUCCGAGGCGACGCGGAGCCGCGCAUGGGCCGUGCGACGCGGGGUGGCGCGGACUGGCACAAAUUUGGAAGCUUCGCCGAGCAUCUCCUCGCGCACACGUGGGUCACAGACGCGAGGAGUCGGCUCCAGUCCGACGAGACGUACGACGACGAGACGUACGACGACGAGGCCUCGGGCGGCCAGGGCUCGUACUCGUACGAGGCCUCGGGCGACCAGGGCUCGUACUCGUACGAGACAAGCUCCGCGGGCGACCAGGGCUCGUACUCGUACGAGACAAGCUCCGCGGGCGACCAGGGCUCGUACUCGUACGACGGCUACGUCAUGGACGACACGACGAUUAGAACGGCCGUAACUGCGUGGUUCCACGACGCAGCGGCCGCCGAGGCGACGUACGGCCACAUUUCUACGUGGGACACAUCAGGGGUGACGGACAUGUCAUGGUUGUUCUACGAAGCCUCGUCCUUUAACGAGGACAUUAGUGGGUGGGAUACUGCUGGCGUCACAAGGAUGGACUUCAUGUUCGACACCGCCUCGGCCUUUAACCGGGACAUCGGUGAUUGGGCGGUCCACAGCGUCACAACAAUGAACUCCAUGUUCACCAAGGCUUCGGGCUUCAACCAGGACAUCAGCGCGUGGGAAACCUCCAGCGUCAACACGUUUAUUAGGAUGUUCAGUAGCGCCUCGUCGUUUAACCAAGACAUUGGUGGUUGGGCGGUCCAAAGUGCCACAAGCAUAGUGGAUAUGUUCAACGGCGCCUCGGCCUUCGACCAGGACCUCGGCUGGUGCCUGGACGACCACGUGUGGCUGGUCAGAGCGUUCGACAACACCCAGUGCGCGUCGACGUCAUGCGGCGUCACGCAAGGCAACUGUCCGACGACCGUCCCGACGCCCGGGCCCAGCCCACAGCCGACGAACGUGCCUACCGGUAUGCCUACCGGUAUGCCGACCGCCCUUCCGUCGAUCGCGCCGACCGUCUCGCCUGCGCCGACGAGCCAUUUGUUUGAGGGCUCGCUCGUGGCGUACUAUCCGUUCGUCAACGGGACGACGCAAGACGCUCAUCACACCUGGCACGGCACGCCCGAGAGCAUGACCACGACCGAGGGCCGAGACGGUGGUACGGCAAUCGUGCUGGAGCACGGAGCGACCGUCACGCUUCCCUGGGAGGCAACGCAGGACAUGCUCGGCGACGCCGACCGGACUGUGUGUUUGUGGGCGCGUAUCGACGAGUGGAAAGGUGGGUGCUUGUUCUACUACGGCGGUGACAGUUCGCACGGGACCAGCAGCGGCGGCGACGGCGCAAGCUGCUGCACGUAUUGCUACGGUUGCGAAUUCGCCAACUGCAAUGGCGCCACGAUUUUGGAGGAGGUCGCAUCACAGGGGUGCUGCCCGGAGAAUUUCGUGCUGCGCUACUCCAUCCAAUCCUAUGGCGAGGACCGGUCCAAGUAUGACUGCGUCGCGUUCAUCGAGGAGGCGAACUGCGACGGCACCUGGGUGACCGAUUACUGCGCACGGGGGGGUGAGGACGACUACUACACCAACGACGGCGUGUACUACGGAGCAGCAGACGACUACCACACCAACGACGGCGUGUACUACGGAGCAGCAGACGACUACUACACCAACGACGGCGUGUACUACGGAGCAGCAGACGACUACCACACCAACGACGGCGUGUACUACGGAGCAGCAGACGACUACUACACCAACGACGGCGUGUACUACGGAGCAGCAGACGACUACUACACCAACGACGGCGAGGACGCCACCGGGGCCGCGAUGUCCUACUCUUACUCCUACUCGUACGGCGGUUCGUCGGCGUCGAGGCGGCGACGCCGCCUCGCCGGAUCCUACUCGUACUCGUACUCAGCCGAAACUGCGACGGGCGCGGACCAGCAGCCAUAUUACUAUGGAGCAGCAGACGACUACUACACCAACGACGGCGUGUACUACGGAGCAGCGGACGACUACUACACCAACGACGGCGUGUACUACGGAACAGCAGACGACUACUACACCAACGACGGCGUGUACUACGGAGCAGCAGACGACUACUACACCAACGACGGCGUGUACUACGGAACAGCAGACGACUACUACACCACGGUAGAGUAUGCGGAGCAGACAUUUGGCCUCUGCGCCGGAACCGUUGAGGGCCAGCUCGAGAUCGUGGGCGGGAGUCGAACCGUUGACCUGGGCCGCACAAUCGACUGGCGAGAAUUCCAUCACUUCUGUCUCACGUAUGACGGGCCCAGCCGAGGCGGGAACUCGAACCUUACUUUCUACUUCGACGGCGACAAGCAGUGGACCGAGAAUGUGCUCCUCGACACUGCGCCGGAAGGGACGGCCAUGCGCCUCGGCACCGACGCCACGUACGAUCGCCCGCUGACCGGCGCCCUCGACGAGGCCUACAUCUACGCGAGUGCGCUGGACGCGUCGGCCGUCGCCGUGCUCUACGGCAGCGUGAGCGCGGCGCCGACGGUCACGCCCGUGCCGACGAGCCAUUUGUUUGAGGGCUCGCUGUUGGCGUACUAUCCGUUCGUCGACGGGACGACGCAAGACGCUCAUCACACCUGGAACGGCUACCCCGAGAGCAUGACCACGACCGAGGGCCGGGACGGUGGUACGGCGAUCGUGUUGGACGCCGAUCACGGGGACUCCGUUUGGCUUCCCUGGGAGGUGGUGCAAGACCUCGACGGCGACGCCGAUCGAACCGUCUGUCUCUGGGCGCGCAUUGACGAGUGGAACGGCGGCUACCUGUUCCACUACGGCGGCUCCUCCGACCCAGGGUCGUACGCGCCGACGUUGCAAGAGACCUACGAGCCGACGGUCGAGGAGACCGCGGCGCCGAGCUACCUCACGCGGGUCCCCACGACUGCGCCGCCGAGCUACGUACCGUCGAGCGCCCCGACACCUCGGCCGACAGUGCCAAGGCCGACGUACCAUCCUACCCUCGGCUCCAGCCCUGCGGGCGAUGCGACGCGGCGGCGGCGACGGCUCACGCACGACGAACAGACCGAACUCUAUGCGUCCUUUGGCCUGCGCGUCGGCACCGCGGAAGGCGAUCUGGUGAUCAUCGCCGACGACACGCGAGCGUCAGUGAGCCUCGGCCGCACAAUCGACUGGCGAGUAUUUCAUCACUUCUGUCUCACGUACGACGGCCCGAGCCGCGGCGGCGAGUCGACGCUGGCCUUCUACUUCGACGGCGACCAACAGUUGCAGGAGACUCUAAGCCUCAACACCAAGACCAACGAUGGUACCGGGAUGUCUCUCGGAAUGAGCCAGAUGUACAGUGAUUCCCUGAGCGCGGCGCUGGACGAGGUCUAUGUCUACGCGAGCGCCCUGGACGCGUCGGACAUUGAGGUGCUCUACGGCAGCGUGAGCGCGGCGCCGACGGUCACGCCGGUGCCGACGAGCCAUUUGUUCGAGGGCACGCUCGUGGCGUACUAUCCGUUCGUCAACGGGACGACGCAAGACGCUCAUCACACCUGGGACGGCACGCCCGAGACCAUGGCCACGAUCGAGGGCCGAGACGGUGGUACGGCGAUCGCCCUGGACCACGGAGCUGCCGUCACGCUGCCCCCAGAGGCGACGCAGGAUGUGCUCGGCGACGCUGACCGGACUGUGUGUAUGUGGGCGCGAAUCGACGAGUGGAACGGUGGGUGCUUGUUCUACUACGGCGGUGACAGUUCGCACGGGACCAGCAGCGGCGGCGACGGCGCAAGCUGCUGCACGUAUUGCUACGGUUGCGAAUUCGCCAACUGCAAUGGCGCCACGACGUUGGAGGAGGUCGCAUCACAGGGGUGCUGCCCGGAGAAUUUCGUGCUGCGCUACUCCAUCCAAUCCUAUGGCGAGGACCAGUCCAAGUAUGACUGCGUCGCGUUCAUCGAGGAGGCGAACUGCGACGGCACCUGGGCGACGGAUUACUGCGCCCGCGGGGAUGAGGACACCACCGGGGCCGCGCUGUCCUACUCUUACUCCUACUCGUACGGCGGCUCGACGGCGUCGAGGAUGUCCCAGUCGUACUCCUACUCUUACUCCUACUCGUACGGCGGUUCGUCGGCGUCGAGGCGGCGACGCCGCCUCGCCGGAUCCUACUCGUACUCGUACUCAGCCGAAACUGCGACGGGCGCGGACCACACGGUAGAGUAUGCGGAGGAGACAUUUGGCCUCUGCGCCGGAACCGUUGAGGGCCAGCUCGAGAUCGUGGGCGGGAGUCGAACCGUUGACCUGGGCCGCACAAUCGACUGGCGAGAAUUCCAUCACUUCUGUCUCACGUAUGACGGGCCCAGCCGAGGCGGGAACUCGGACCUUACUUUCUACUUCGACGGCGACAAGCAGUGGACCGAGAAUGUGCUCCUCGACACGGCGCCGGAAGGGACGGCCAUGCGCCUCGGCACCGACGCCACGUACGAUCGCCCGCUGACCGGCGCCCUCGACGAGGCCUACAUCUACGCGAGCGCCUUGGACGCGUCGGCCGUCGCCGUGCUCUACGGCAGCGUGAGCGCGGCGCCGACGGUCACGCCCGUGCCGACGAGCCAUUUGUUUGAGGGCUCGCUGGUGGCGUACUAUCCGUUCGUCGACGGGACGACGCAAGACGCUCAUCACACCUGGCACGGCUACCCCGAGAGCAUGACCACGACCGAGGGCCGAGACGGUGGUACGGCGAUCGUGUUGGACGCCGAUCACGGGGACUCCGUCUGGCUUCCCUGGGAGGUGGUGCAAGACCUCGACGGUGACGCCGAUCGAACCGUCUGUCUCUGGGCGCGCAUUGACGAGUGGAACGGCGGCUACCUGUUCCACUACGGCGGCUCCUCCGACCCAGGAUCGUACGCGCCGACGUUGCAAGAGACCUACGAGCCGACGUUGCAAGAGACCUACGAGCCGACGGUCGAGGAGACCGCGGCGCCGAGCUACCUCACGCGGGUCCCCACGACUGCACCGCCGAGCUACGUACCGUCGAGCGCUCCUACAGCUCGGCCGACAGUGCCAAGGCCGACGUACCAUCCUACCCUCGGCUCCAGCCCUGCGGGCGAUGCGACGCGGCGGCGGCGACGGCUCACGCACGACGAACAGACCGAACUCUAUGCGUCCUUUGGCCUGCGCGUCGGCACCGCGGAAGGCGAUCUGGUGAUCAUCGCCGACGACACGCGAGCGUCAGUCAGCCUCGGCCGCACAAUCGACUGGCGAGUAUUUCAUCACUUCUGUCUCACGUACGACGGCCCGAGCCGCGGCGGCGAGUCGACGCUGGCCUUCUACUUCGACGGCGACCAGCAAUUGCAGGAGACUCUAAGCCUCAACACCAAGAUAGAAGAGGGGCGCUGGAUGUCUCUCGGAAUGAGCCAGAUGUACAGUGAUUCCCUGAGCGCGGCGCUGGACGAGGCCUACAUCUACGCGAGCGCCUUGGACGCGUCGGACAUUGAGGUGCUCUACGGCAGCGUGAGCGCGGCGCCGACGGUCACGCCCGUGCCGACGAGCCAUUUGUUUGAGGGCUCGCUCGUGGCGUACUAUCCGUUCGUCAACGGGACGACGCAAGACGCUCAUCACACCUGGCACGGCACGCCCGAGAGCAUGACCACGACCGAGGGCCGAGACGGUGGUACGGCGAUCGUGUUGGAGCACGGAGCAGCCGUCACGCUUCCCUGGGAGGUGGUGCGAGACCUCGACGGCGACGCCGAUCGAACCGUCUGUCUCUGGGCGCGCAUUGACGAGUGGAAAGGCGGCUACCUGUUCCAUUACGGAGGCAGUGGCGAGGGCUGCACGCCGGGGUAUCAUGUUAUGGAGUGCCGAGAGGAUGGAACGGUGAUGCAGGGCUUUGGAUGCCAAUCAUGCGACGACUGCGCGGCGACACACGACUUUACGGCCGAAAUGGGCGGCCGAUUCACCUGCGAGCCGGGUACGAAUACCUAUUAUUACGACGAAGACCUCGACGGCACGGUCGACGAGGUGGGACAGUUGCCAGGGUGCUCAUACGAGGACUGCGUGUCAUGUAACAUCGAGACGUCCGGCGACCUCACCUCCUCUCCAAGCGGCACGACGAACCACGGCGCCGGGAACGGGUGGUGCAACAGCGAUCUGGAUGAGCACAUUGGCUGCACGGCGUCGCCGGGCGACUGUUCGGAGAUGUGUGUGGAGGCGUACGGAGAUAAUUUGGUGGCCAUCGACUGGGUGGACGGCGGCGACUGCUACUGCCAGAACGACUGUCAGUGCAUGCAAGAUGUCGGAGAUGAGGAAGUCUACCUCAUCACUCGCGACUCGGCGGUCGCAUCGCUGCCGCACGAGUGUGGCCCCGACGAGGGCGACGAAGGCGAGAACGCAAUCUCCUACUCGUACUCCUACUCGUAUAGUUACGCGCCAGCGUCGCGGCGGCGACGGCUCACGACCGAGCUCUCGGCGUCCUUUGGCCUGCGCGUCGGCACCGCGGAAGGCGAUCUGGUGAUCAUCGCCGACGACACUCGAGCGUCAGUCAGCCUCGGCCGCACAAUCGACUGGCGAGUAUUUCAUCACUUCUGUCUCACGUACGACGGCCCGAGCCGCGGCGGCGAGUCGACGCUGGCCUUCUACUUCGACGGCGACCAGCAGUUGCAGGAGACUCUAAGCCUCGACACGAAGAUAGAGGAGGGGCGCUGGAUGUCUCUCGGAAUGAGCCAGAUGUACAGUGAUUCCCUGAGCGCGGCGCUGGACGAGGUCUACAUCUACGCGAGCGCCUUGGACGCGUCGGCCGUCGCCGUGCUCUACGGCAGCGUGAGCGCGGCGCCGACGGUCACGCCCGUGCCGACGAGCCAUUUGUUUGAGGGCUCGCUGGUGGCGUACUAUCCGUUCGUCAACGGGACGAUUCAAGACGCUCAUCACACCUGGAACGGCUACCCCGAGAGCAUGACCACGACCGAGGGCCGGGACGGUUCGACGGCGAUCGUGUUGGACGCCGAUCACGGGGACUCCGUCUGGCUUCCCUGGGAGGUGGUGCGAGACCUCGACGGUGACGCGGACCGGACUGUGUGUCUCUGGGCGCGCAUUGACGAGUGGAACGGCGGCUACAUGUUCCACUACGGCGGCUCCUCCGACCCAGGAUCGUACGCGCCGACGUUGCAAGAGACCUACGAGCCGACGUUGCAAGAGACCUACGAGCCGACGGUCGAGGAGACCGCGGCGCCGAGCUACCUCACGCGGGUCCCCACGACUGCACCGCCGAGCUACGUACCGUCGAGCGCCCCGACACCUCGGCCGACAGUGCCAAGGCCGACGUACCAUCCUACCCUCGGCUCCAGCCCUGCGGGCGAUGCGACGCGGCGGCGGCGACGGCUCACGCACGACGAACAGACCGAACUCUAUGCGUCCUUUGGCCUGCGCGUCGGCACCGCGGAAGGCGAUCUGGUGAUCAUCGCCGACGACACUCGAGCGUCAGUCAGCCUCGGCCGCACAAUCGACUGGCGAGUAUUUCAUCACUUCUGUCUCACGUACGACGGCCCGAGCCGCGGCGGCGAGUCGACGCUGGCCUUCUACUUCGACGGCGACCAGCAGUUGCAGGAGACUCUAAGCCUCGACACGAAGAUAGAGGAGGGGCGCUGGAUGUCUCUCGGAAUGAGCCAGAUGUACAGUGAUUCCCUGAGCGCGGCGCUGGACGAGGUCUAUGUCUACGCGAGCGCCCUGGACGCGUCGGCCAUUGAGGUGCUCUACGGCAGCGUGAGCGCGGCGCCGACGGUCACGCCCGUGCCGACGAGCCAUUUGUUUGAGGGCUCGCUGGUGGCGUACUAUCCGUUCGUCGACGGGACGACGCAAGACGCUCAUCACACCUGGAACGGCUACCCCGAGAGCAUGACCACGACCGAGGGCCGAGACGGUGGUACGGCGAUCGUGUUGGACGCCGAUCACGGGGACUCCGUUUGGCUUCCCUGGGAGGUGGUGCGAGACCUCGACGGUGGCGCCGAUCGAACCGUCUGUCUCUGGGCGCGCAUUGACGAGUGGAACGGCGGCUACCUGUUCCACUACGGCGGCUCCUCCGACCCAGGAUCGUACGCGCCGACGUUGCAAGAGACCUACGCGCCGACGUUGCAAGAGACCUACGAGCCGACGGUCGAGGAGACCGCGGCGCCGAGCUACCUCACGCGGGUCCCCACGACUGCGCCGCCGAGCUACGUACCGUCGAGCGCCCCGACACCUCGGCCGACAGUGCCAAGGCCGACGUACCAUCCUACCCUCGGCUCCAGCCCUGCGGGCGAUGCGACGCGGCGGCGGCGACGGCUCACGCACGACGAACAGACCGAACUCUAUGCGUCCUUUGGCCUGCGCGUCGGCACCGCGGAAGGCGAUCUGGUGAUCAUCGCCGACGACACUCGAGCGUCAGUCAGCCUCGGCCGCACAAUCGACUGGCGAGUAUUUCAUCACUUCUGUCUCACGUACGACGGCCCGAGCCGCGGCGGCGAGUCGACGCUGGCCUUCUACUUCGACGGCGACCAGCAGUUGCAGGAGACUCUAAGCCUCGACACGAAGAUAGAGGAGGGGCGCUGGAUGUCUCUCGGAAUGAGCCAGAUGUACAGUGAUUCCCUGAGCGCGGCACUGGACGAGGUCUAUGUCUACGCGAGCGCGCUGGACGCGUCGGACAUUGAGGUGCUCUACGGCAGCGUGAGCGCGGCGCCGACGGUCACGCCCGUGCCGACGAGCCAUUUGUUCGAGGGUUCGCUGGUGGCGUACUAUCCGUUCGUCGACGGGACGACGCAAGACGCUCAUCACAGCUGGCACGGCACGCCCGAGAGCAUGACUACGACCGAGGGCCGAGACGGUGGUACGGCGAUCGUGUUGGAGCACGGAGCAGCCGUCACGCUCCCCUGGGAGGCAACGCAGGACAUGCUCGGCGACGCGGACCGGACUGUGUGUUUGUGGGCGCGCAUUGACGAGUGGAAAGGUGGGUGCUUGUUCUAUUACGGAGGCAGUGUCGAGAUGGACAGCUGUCUCGCGUGCGUGAACUCCCAGUGCGAGGGCAACGAGCCGCACUCGGAGAUCUGCAGUGACUGUUUGGGAGAAGACUGCGACAUUUGCCGCGACGCCAUCGGGGAGAGCGAGCUCGCAGCGUUCGUGAGCGGCGGCUGCGACUUCGACGACGGCUCGGACAUCGGUCGCUGGUUCCGGGACGAGGGCUGUGGGUCCUUGCGGGGCUGCAGCGGGCAAGACAGCUCACACGGGACCAGCAGCGGCGGCGACGGGGGCGCGAUAUCCUACUCUUACUCCUACUCGUACGGCGGUUCGUCGGCGUCGAGGCGGCGACGCCGCCUCGCCGGAUCCUACUCGUACUCGUACUCAGCCGAAACUGCGACGGGCGCGGACCACACGGUAGAGUAUGCGGAGGAGACAUUUGGCCUCUGCGCCGGAACCGUUGAGGGCCAGCUCGAGAUCGUAGGCGGGAGGCAAAUCGUGGACUUGGGCCGCCGCAUCGACUGGCGAGAGUUCCAUCACUUCUGUCUCACGUAUGACGGGCCCAGUCGAGGCGGGAACUCGGAUCUUACUUUCUACUUCGACGGCGACAAGCAGUGGACCGAGAACGUGCUCCUCGACACGGCGCCGGAAGGGACGGCCAUGCGCCUCGGCACCGACGCCACGUACGAUCGCCCGCUGACCGGCGCCCUCGACGAGGCCUACAUCUACGCGAGCGCCUUGGACGCGUCGGCCGUCGCCGUGCUCUACGGCAGCGUGAGCGCGGCGCCGACGGUCACGCCCGUGCCGACGAGCCAUUUGUUUGAGGGCUCGCUGGUGGCGUACUAUCCGUUCGUCGACGGGACGACGCAAGACGCUCAUCACACCUGGAACGGCUACCCCGAGAGCAUGACCACGACCGAGGGCCGAGACGGUGGUACGGCGAUCGUGUUGGACGCCGAUCACGGGGACUCCGUUUGGCUUCCCUGGGAGGUGGUGCGAGACCUCGACGGUGGCGCCGAUCGAACCGUCUGUCUCUGGGCGCGCAUUGACGAGUGGAACGGCGGCUACAUGUUCCACUACGGCGCCCUCACCCAGGAUCGUGCGCGCCGACGCGUUGCAAGACCUACGAGCCGACGUUGCAAGAGACCUACGAGCCGACGGUCGAGGAGACCGCGGCGCCGAGCUACCUCACGCGGGUCCCCACGACUGCACCGCCGAGCUACGUACCGUCGAGCGCCCCGACACCUCGGCCGACAGUGCCAAGGCCGACGUACCAUCCUACCCUCGGCUCCAGCCCUGCGGGCGAUGCGACGCGGCGGCGGCGACGGCUCACGCACGACGAACAGACCGAACUCUAUGCGUCCUUUGGCCUGCGCGUCGGCACCGCGGAAGGCGAUCUGGUGAUCAUCGCCGACGACACUCGAGCGUCAGUCAGCCUCGGCCGCACAAUCGACUGGCGAGUAUUUCAUCACUUCUGUCUCACGUACGACGGCCCGAGCCGCGGCGGCGAGUCGACGCUGGCCUUCUACUUCGACGGCGACCAGCAAUUGCAGGAGACUCUAAGCCUCAACACCAAGAUAGAAGAGGGGCGCUGGAUGUCUCUCGGAAUGAGCCAGAUGUCCAGUGAUUCCCUGAGCGCGGCGCUGGACGAGGUCUAUGUCUACGCGAGCGCCCUGGACGCGUCGGACAUUGAGGUGCUCUACGGCAGCGUGAGCGCGGCGCCGACGGUCACGCCCGUGCCGACGAGCCAUUUGUUUGAGGGCUCGCUGGUGGCGUACUAUCCGUUCGUCGGCGGGACGACGCAAGACGCUCAUCACAGCUGGCACGGCACGCCCGAGAGCAUGACCACGACCGAGGGCCGAGACGGUGGUACGGCGAUCGUGUUGGAGCACGGAGCAGCCGUCACGCUCCCCUGGGAGGCAACGCAGGACAUGCUCGGCGACGCAGACCGGACUGUGUGUUUGUGGGCCCGAAUCGACGAGUGGAAAGGUGGGUGCUUGUUCUAUUACGGAGGCAGUGUCGAGAUGGACAGCUGUCUCGCGUGCGUGAACUCCCAGUGCGAGGGCAACGAGCCGCACUCGGAGAUCUGCAGUGACUGUUUGGGAGAAGACUGCGACAUUUGCCGCGACGCCAUCGGGGAGAGCGAGCUCGCAGCGUUCGUGAGCGGCGGCUGCGACUUCGACGACGGCUCGGACAUCGGUCGCUGGUUCCGGGACGAGGGCUGUGGGUCCUUGCGGGGCUGCAGCGGGCAAGACAGCUCACACGGGACCAGCAGCGGCGGCGACGGGGGCGCGAUAUCCUACUCUUACUCCUACUCGUACGGCGGUUCGUCGGCGUCGAGGCGGCGACGCCGCCUCGCCGGAUCCUACUCGUACUCGUACUCAGCCGAAACUGCGACGGGCGCGGACCACACGGUAGAGUAUGCGGAGGAGACAUUUGGCCUCUGCGCCGGAACCGUUGAGGGCCAGCUCGAGAUCGUGGGCGGGAGUCGAACCGUUGACCUGGGCCGCACAAUCGACUGGCGAGAAUUCCAUCACUUCUGUCUCACGUAUGACGGGCCCAGCCGAGGCGGGAACUCGGACCUUACUUUCUACUUCGACGGCGACAAGCAGUGGACCGAGAAUGUGCUCCUCGACACGGCGCCGGAAGGGACGGCCAUGCGCCUAGGCACCGACGCCACGUACGAUCGCCCGCUGACCGGCGCCCUCGACGAGGCCUACAUCUACGCGAAUGCGCUGGACGCGUCGGCCAUUGAGGUGCUCUACGGCAGCGUGAGCGCGGCGCCGACGGUCACGCCCGUGCCGACGAGCCAUUUGUUUGAGGGCUCGCUGGUGGCGUACUAUCCGUUCGUCAACGGGACGACGCAAGACGCUCAUCACACCUGGAACGGCUACCCCGAGACCUUGGCCACGACCGAGGGCCGGGACGGUGGUACGGCGAUCGUGUUGGACGCCGAUCACGGGGACUCCGUCUGGCUUCCCUGGGAGGUGGUGCGAGACCUCGACGGUGGCGCCGAUCGAACCGUCUGUCUCUGGGCGCGCAUUGACGAGUGGAACGGCGGCUACCUGUUCCACUACGGCGGCUCCUCCGACCCAGGAUCGUACGCGCCGACGUUGCAAGAGACCUACGAGCCGACGGUCGAGAAGACCGCGGCGCCAAGCUACCUCACGCGGGUCCCCACGACUGCGCCGCCGAGCUACGUACCGUCGAGCGCCCCGACACCUCGGCCGACAGUGCCAAGGCCGACGUACCAUCCUACCCUCGGCUCCAGCCCUGCGGGCGAUGCGACGCGGCGGCGGCGACGGCUCACGCACGACGAACAGACCGAACUCUAUGCGUCCUUUGGCCUGCGCGUCGGCACCGCGGAAGGCGAUCUGGUGAUCAUCGCCGACGACACUCGAGCGUCAGUCAGCCUCGGCCGCACAAUCGACUGGCGAGUAUUUCAUCACUUCUGUCUCACGUACGACGGCCCGAGCCGCGGCGGCGAGUCGACGCUGGCCUUCUACUUCGACGGCGACCAGCAAUUGCAGGAGACUCUAAGCCUCAACACCAAGAUAGAAGAGGGGCGCUGGAUGUCUCUCGGAAUGAGCCAGAUGUACAGUGAUUCCCUGAGCGCGGCGCUGGACGAGGUCUACAUCUACGCGAGCGCCCUGGACGCGUCGGACAUUGAGGUGCUCUACGGCAGCGUGAGCGCGGCGCCGACGGUCACGCCCGUGCCGACGAGCCAUUUGUUUGAGGGCUCGCUGGUGGCGUACUAUCCGUUCGUCGACGGGACGACGCAAGACGCUCAUCACACCUGGCACGGCUACCCCGAGAGCAUGACCACGACCGAGGGCCGGGACGGUUCGACGGCGAUCGUGUUGGAGCACGGAGCAGCCGUCACGCUUCCCUGGGAGGCGACGCAGGACAUGCUCGGCGACGCCGACCGGACUGUGUGUUUGUGGGCGCGUAUCGACGAGUGGAAAGGUGGGUGCUUGUUCUACUACGGCGGCGACGGUUCGCAGGUUACCAGCAGCGGCGGCGACGGCGCAAGCUGCUGCACGUAUUGCUACGGUUGCGAAUUCGCCAACUGCAAUGGCGCCACGACUUUGGAGGAGGUCGCAUCACAGGGGUGCUGCCCGGAGAAUUUCGUGCUGCGCUACUCCAUCCAAUCCUAUGGCGAGGACCGGUCCAAGUAUGACUGCGUCGCGUUCAUCGAGGAGGCGAACUGCGACGGCACCUGGGUGACCGAUUCCUGCGCGCGGGGGGGUGAGGAUGCCACCGGGGCCGCGAUAUCCUACUCUUACUCCUACUCGUACGGCGGUUCGUCGGCGUCGAGGCGGCGACGCCGCCUCGCCGGAUCCUACUCGUACUCGUACUCAGCCGAAACUGCGACGGGCGCGGACCACACGGUAGAGUAUGCGGAGGAGACAUUUGGCCUCUGCGCCGGAACCGUUGAGGGCCAGCUCGAGAUCGUGGGCGGGAGUCGAACCGUUGACCUGGGCCGCACAAUCGACUGGCGAGAAUUCCAUCACUUCUGUCUCACGUAUGACGGGCCCAGCCGAGGCGGGAACUCGGACCUUACUUUCUACUUCGACGGCGACAAGCAGUGGACCGAGAAUGUGCUCCUCGACACGGCGCCGGAAGGGACGGCCAUGCGCCUCGGCACCGACGCCACGUACGAUCGCCCGCUGACCGGCGCCCUCGACGAGGCCUACAUCUACGCGAGCGCCUUGGACGCGUCGGCCGUCGCCGUGCUCUACGGCAGCGUGAGCGCGGCGCCGACGGUCACGCCCGUGCCGACGAGCCAUUUGUUUGAGGGCUCGCUGGUGGCGUACUAUCCGUUCGUCGACGGGACGACGCAAGACGCUCAUCACACCUGGCACGGCUACCCCGAGAGCAUGACCACGACCGAGGGCCGAGACGGUGGUACGGCGAUCGUGUUGGACGCCGAUCACGGGGACUCCGUCUGGCUUCCCUGGGAGGUGGUGCAAGACCUCGACGGUGACGCCGAUCGAACCGUCUGUCUCUGGGCGCGCAUUGACGAGUGGAACGGCGGCUACCUGUUCCACUACGGCGGCUCCUCCCACCCAGGGUCGUACGCGCCGACGUUGCAAGAGACCUACGAGCCGACGGUCGAGGAGACCGCGGCGCCAAGCUACCUCACGCGGGUCCCCACGACUGCGCCGCCGAGCUACGUACCGUCGAGCGCCCCGACACCUCGGCCGACAGUGCCAAGGCCGACGUACCAUCCUACCCUCGGCUCCAGCCCUGCGGGCGAUGCGACGCGGCGGCGGCGACGGCUCACGCACGACGAACAGACCGAACUCUAUGCGUCCUUUGGCCUGCGCGUCGGCACCGCGGAAGGCGAUCUGGUGAUCAUCGCCGACGACACUCGAGCGUCAGUCAGCCUCGGCCGCACAAUCGACUGGCGAGUAUUUCAUCACUUCUGUCUCACGUACGACGGCCCGAGCCGCGGCGGCGAGUCGACGCUGGCCUUCUACUUCGACGGCGACCAGCAAUUGCAGGAGACUCUAAGCCUCGACACCAAGAUAGAAGAGGGGCGCUGGAUGUCUCUCGGAAUGAGCCAGAUGUACAGUGAUUCCCUGAGCGCGGCGCUGGACGAGGUCUAUGUCUACGCGAGCGCCCUGGACGCGUCGGACAUUGAGGUGCUCUACGGCAGCGUGAGCGCGGCGCCGACGGUCACGCCCGUGCCGACGAGCCAUUUGUUUGAGGGCUCGCUGGUGGCGUACUAUCCGUUCGUCGACGGGACGACGCAAGACGCUCAUCACACCUGGCACGGCACGCCCGAGACCUUGGCCACGACCGAGGGCCGAGACGGUGGUACGGCGAUCGCCCUGGACCACGGAGCUGCCGUCACGCUGCCCUCAGAGGCGACGCAGGACGUGCUCGGCGACGCCGACCGGACUGUGUGUUUGUGGGCGCGCAUCGACGAGUGGAAAGGUGGGUGCUUGUUCCACUACGGCGGCGACGGUUCGCAGGUGACCAGCAGCGGCGGCGACGGGGCAGGAUCAGAUGUGGCCACCGGGGCCGCGAUGUCCUACUCUUACUCCUACUCGUACGGCGGUUCGUCGGCUUCGAGGCGGCGACGCCUCCUCGCCGGAUCCUACUCGUACUCGUACUCGGCCGAAACUGCGACGGGCGCGGACCAAACGGUAGAGUUUGCGGAGCAGACAUUUGGCCUCUGCGCCGGAAACGUCGAGGGCCAGCUCGAGAUCGUAGGCGGGAGGCAAAUCGUGGACUUGGGCCGCCGCAUCGACUGGCGAGAGUUCCAUCACUUCUGUCUCACGUAUGACGGGCCCAGUCGAGGCGGGAACUCGGAUCUUACUUUCUACUUCGACGGCGACAAGCAGUGGGCCGCCGAGAACGUGCUCCUGGACACUGCGCCGGAAGGGACGGCCAUGCGCCUCGGCACCGACGCCACGUACGAACGCCCGCUCAGCGGCGCCCUCGACGAAGCCUACAUCUACGCGAGCGCCCUGGACGCGUCGGCCAUUGCGGUGCUCUACGGCAGCGUGAGCGCGGCGCCGACGGUCACGCCCGUGCCGACGAGCCAUUUGUUUGAGGGCUCGCUGGUGGCGUACUAUCCGUUCGUCGACGGGACGACGCAAGACGCUCAUCACACCUGGCACGGCACGCCCGAGACCUUGGCCACGACCGAGGGCCGGGACGGUGGUACGGCGAUCGUGUUGGACGCGGAGCGCUGGGAGUCCGUCUGGCUUCCCUGGGAGGUGGUGCGAGACCUCGACGGUGACGCCGAUCGAACCCUGUGUCUCUGGGCGCGCAUUGACGAGUGGAACGGCGGCUACCUGUUCCACUACGGCGGUUCGUACGACGGAGGCGACGAGUGCGGCCCGAUGCCCAAUGGAAUCUGCCAGGUGGGCGAGAUGCUCGACGGCAACGCAUGCGGGAGCUGGCAGAGCGGUAACGGUGUGGAACCCAGCACUAAUGGAAUGUCCGACGACGAUAUGCGAGCCGCAGGGCACUCGUGCACGCAAACUUGCGAGGAGAUCGACACCCGACAUCGGGAGAGCGGGGACGCAACCGGAGGUUCGGGCUGCUCAGAAAUCUACAAUUGGUACGGUGGGCUGAAGAACACGAAUUGCUGCCCCCCUGCGUCGCACUCCUACUCGUAUAGUUACGCGCCAGCGUCGCGGCGGCGACGGCUCACGACCGAACUCUAUGCGUCCUUUGGCCUGCGCGUCGGCACCGCGGAAGGCGAUCUGGUGAUCAUCGCCGACGACACGCGAGCGUCAGUGAGCCUCGGCCGAACAAUCGACUGGCGAGAAUUUCAUCACUUCUGUCUCACGUACGACGGCCCGAGCCGCGGCGGCGAGUCGACGCUGGCCUUCUACUUCGACGGCGACCAACAGUUGCAGGAGACUCUAAGCCUCGACACGAAGAUAGAAGAGGGGCGCUGGAUGUCUCUCGGAAUGAGCCAGAUGUACAGUGAUUCCCUGAGCGCGGCGCUGGACGAGGUCUAUGUCUACGCGAGCGCCCUGGACGCGUCGGACAUUGAGGUGCUCUACGGCAGCGUGAGCGCGGCGCCGACGGUCACGCCCGUGCCGACGAGCCAUUUGUUUGAGGGCUCGCUGGUGGCGUACUAUCCGUUCGUCGACGGGACGACGCAAGACGCUCAUCACACCUGGCACGGCACGCCCGAGACCUUGGCCACGACCGAGGGCCGGGACGGUGGUACGGCGAUCGUGUUGGACGCCGAUCACGGGGACUCCGUCUGGCUUCCCUGGGAGGUGGUGCAAGACCUCGACGGCGACGCCGAUCGAACCGUCUGUCUCUGGGCGCGCAUUGACGAGUGGAACGGCGGCUACCUGUUCCAUUACGGAGGCAGUGGCGAGGGCUGCACGCCGGGGUAUGAUGUUAAGGAGUGCCGAGAGGAUGGAACGGUGAUGCAGGGCUUUGGAUGCCAAUCAUGCGACGACUGCGCGACGACACACGACUUGACGGCCGAAAUGGGCGGCCGAGUCACCUGCGAGCCGGGUACGAAUACCUAUUAUUACGACGAAGACCUCGACGGCAACGUCGACGAGGUGGGACAGUUCCCAGGGUGCUCGUAUGAGGACUGCGUGUCAUGUAACAUCGAGACGUCCGGCGACCUCACCUCCUCUCCAAGCGGCACGACGAACCACGGCGCCGGGAACGGGUGGUGCCGCAGCGGCCUGGACGACCUCGUGGGCUGCGCGGCGUCGCCGAGCGACUGUUCGGAGAUGUGUGUGGAGGCGUACGGAGAUAAUUUGGUGGCCAUCGACUGGGUGGACGACGGCGACUGCUACUGCCAGAACGACUGUCAGUGCAUGCAAGAUGUCGGAGAUGACGAAGUCUACCUCAUCACUCGCGACUCGGCGGUCGCAUCGCUGCCGCAGGAGUGCGGCCCCGGCGAGGGCGACGAAGGCGAGAGCACUAUCUCCCACUCGCACUCCUACUCGUAUAGUUACGCGCCAGCGUCGCGGCGGCGGCGGCUCACGACCGAGCUCUCGGCGUCCUUUGGCCUGCGCGUCGGCACCGUGGAAGGCGAUCUGGUGAUCAUCGCCGACGACACGCGAGCGUCAGUGAGCCUCGGCCGCACAAUCGACUGGCGAGAAUUUCAUCACUUCUGUCUCACGUACGACGGUCCGAGCCGUGGCGGCGAGUCGACGCUGGCCUUCUACUUCGACGGCGACCAGCAAUUGCAGGAGACUCUAAGCCUCGACACGAAGAUAGAAGAGGGGCGCUGGAUGUCUCUCGGAAUGAGCCAGAUGUACAGUGAUUCCCUGAGCGCGGCGCUGGACGAGGUCUAUGUCUACGCGAGCGCCCUGGACGCGUCGGACAUUGAGGUGCUCUACGGCAGCGUGAGCGCGGCGCCGACGGUCACGCCCGUGCCGACGAGCCAUUUGUUUGAGGGCUCGCUGGUGGCGUACUAUCCGUUCGUCGACGGGACGACGCAAGACGCUCAUCACGGCUGGCACGGCACGCCCGAGAGCAUGACCACGACCGAGGGCCGAGACGGUUCGACGGCGAUCGUGUUGGACGCGGAACGCCGGGACUCUGUCACGCUGCCCCCAGAGGCGACGCAGGACGUGCUCGGCGACGCCGACCGGACUGUGUGUUUGUGGGCGCGCAUCGACGAGUGGAAAGGUGGGUGCUUGUUCCACUACGGCGGCGACGGUUCGCAGGUGACCAGCAGCGGCGGCGACGGGGCAGGAUCGGAUGUGGCCACCGGGGCCGCGAUGUCCUACUCUUACUCCUACUCGUACGGCGGUUCGUCGGCUUCGAGGCGGCGACGCCUCCUCGCCGGAUCCUACUCGUACUCGUACUCGGCCGAAACUGCGACGGGCGCGGACCAAACGGUAGAGUUUGCGGAGCAGACAUUUGGCCUCUGCGCCGGAAACGUCGAGGGCCAGCUCGAGAUCGUAGGCGGGAGGCAAAUCGUGGACUUGGGCCGCCGCAUCGACUGGCGAGAGUUCCAUCACUUCUGUCUCACGUAUGACGGGCCCAGUCGAGGCGGGAACUCGGAUCUUACUUUCUACUUCGACGGCGACAAGCAGUGGGCCGCCGAGAACGUGCUCCUGGACACUGCGCCGGAAGGGACGGCCAUGCGCCUCGGCACCGACGCCACGUACGAACGCCCGCUCAGCGGCGCCCUCGACGAGGUCUACAUCUACGCGAGCGCCCUGGACGCGUCGGCCGUCGCCGUCCUCUACGACGACGUGACGGCGGCGCCGACGGUGACGGUCGCGCCGACCGGCGACUUCUUCGAGGGCUCGCUGGUGGCGUACUAUCCGUUCGACGACCUCCUGAGGGACGCCGCCGGCGCGCACCACGCCUGGCUCCUCGGCGAGUCGCCGGCCGCGGCCGUCCAGCCGAUCGGCAAGGACCGCGGCGGCGCGCUACUCGUCGGCGACGCCGGCUUCCUCGAGCUGCCGGCGGCUGUUACGGAGGACAUCGGCCGCGACUACGACCGCACUAUCUGUGUACUGGCACGCAUCGAUUCGUGGGCCGGGGGCUACCUGUUCGAGUACGGCGGGGCCGACGAGGCCUGCGACGGGGAGGGCUGGUACCGGUGCCUCGCCGACGGGUCGAUCCGGGCGGGCGUCGGCUGCACGUCGUGCGACGACUGCGUGGCGACGUACAACUACACGGCGUACCUCGCCUGGUCCGAGACUACAUCCAUCCGCUGCAACCUCGCCACGGAAACGUUCACGCGCCGCGACGCCGCGGGCGUGGUCCUUGAGGAAGGCAAGAUGAGUGCGUGCCAGUACAUUCCGUGCGGCGCGUCGUUCUACUCGUACUCCUACUCUUACUCGUACGCGCCGGCGCGCCGGCGGCUCGACGGUUCUGCGAGCGGCUACUUCAUGGACGACACGAUGAUUAGAACGGCCGUCACUGCGUGGUUCGACGACGCGGCGGUCGCCGAGGCGAUGUACGGCCACAUCUCGACGUGGGAGACAUCAGGGGUGACGGACAUGUCGGAGUUGUUUUGUAGAUGGUGCGAUUCAGCUCAGGAAGCUGUUUCGUCCUUCAACGAAGACAUCGGUGCGUGGGACACCUCCGGCGUCACGACGAUGGUGAGAAUGUUCUAUGGCGCCGAGGACUUUAAUCGACCGAUCGGCGAUUGGAGCGUUGGGGCCGUUACUGAUAUGCAGGGGAUGUUCGAGUACGCCUUGUCGUUUGACCAACCGAUCGGCGCCUGGAGCGUUGGCAAUGUCAAGAAUCUGAUCGGAGUCUUCUUCCAAGCCUCGGCCUUUAACCAAGACAUUGGUAAUUGGGCAGUUCACAGCGUCACGGAUAUGACCAUGAUGUUCUGCGAAGCCUCGGCCUUCAACCAGGACAUCAGUGGUUGGGCAAUCAACGGCGUCACGAGCAUAGGCAGCAUGUUCAGCGGCGCCUCGGCCUUCGACCAGGACCUCAGCUGGUGCGUGGACGACGAUGUGUACCUGGAUAGCGCGUUCGACGACAGCGCGAUGAAUGGGCUAGCGGGACCCCCCUGCGCGUCGACGUCGUGCGGCGUCACGCAAGGCGGCUGCCCCAUGCCCGCGCCGACAUGGCAGCCGACGCCGCGUCCGACAGCCACAGGCGCGACGCGAGCGCCGACGACCGCCGCGCCGACGACGUCCUCGCCGACAUACGGCUACAACGAGGCGCUAAAGCAGCAUUUCGGCCUGCGCGCCGGGACCAAGGACGGCGUCCUGGAGAUCGUCGCCGGCGGCUACCGCGUCGCCGUGCCCCUCGGGGCCGGCUCCGACUGGCACCACUACUGCCUGACCUACGACGGGCCGUCGCGCGGGGGGAAGGGGAACCUCACCCUGUACUUCGACGGUCAGACCGCGUGGCAGAGGAGCCGCGUGGUGCUUGACACGGGGGAGGGGGACGCGAACGCGCUGCGCUUUGGCGCGGACGCCGCGGGGGCGGCGACCCUCGCGGGCGCCGUGGACGAGAUCUACGUCUACUCGACGGCUCUGACCGCGCCGCAAAUCGGGCUCCUCUUCGACGACAUCACCUGGCCGCCGACGGCCGUGCCGAGCUCGGUGCCCACCGUGCCGCCGAGCCCGGCGCCGUCGCAGCUGCCGAGCCCGGCGCCGUCGUCGCUACCGUCGCUCGUGCCGACAAUUUCGCCUGCGCCGACGACGCACGAGUACGAGUACGACCUCGUGGCCUACUACCCGAUGACGCACGGCAAGCUGGACGACGCGCACACGUCGAGAUACCACGGCAAGGCAUGGAGGCCCGAUCAACCUAACGUUCCGAACUCCAUGAUGGUUGCCGCGGAGCUGCGGCAGACCGAGGCGCGCGACGGCCCCGCGGGCGACGCGGUGGCGCUCAACAACAGCAAGUACAUCGAGCUGCCCAGGAACGUGACGAAGCACAUCUCCGGAGACCGGCCGCGGACCAUCUGCCUCUGGGCGCGGAUCGACAAGUGGACGAACGACGCCCGGAUCUUCGAGUACGGCAGAAAGGCGCCCCAGGGAGAGCUGUUCGGCCUGCGCACCUGGAACACCCCGGGCUCGUUCGCGAUCCUCGCGCAGCACCCGAAGGGGGCGUACACCAACGUCACGGUCAACCUCACGGACACCGACCGCCUUGUCGCGCAGGGGGCGAGCCCUAGGCCGACGGGGGGCUCAGCCUACGACGGCAGUUAUUCGUACAGCUACGCGGACUCGUCGAGCGCGGAGAGCCCCUCCUACGGCGGCAGCUAUUCCUACAGCUAUGUCUAUUCGUACAGCUACGCGAACUCUCGACGCGAUCGCCGCCUCACGUUCGACAGCGACAGCGGCUCUCCGCCAUGGCAUCGGCUCUGGGAGAAGACGUGGCACCACUACUGCGUGACGUACGCCGCGGUCCCGAAAGAGAAAGACCGGCCGAGGAACGUGACCUUUUACGUGGACGGCGUCGCGGAGGAUACCUGGAAAGCGACCGUCAACACGAGCCUCGGCUCGCCGCUGUACAUCGGCGCGGACGUCCAGGGCUCCAAAACGCUAGAUGGCGCCGUGGACGAGGUGUACGUCUACGAGGACGCGCUGGACGCCUGGCAGGUCGGCGUGCUCUACGGCAUCAUCAGCCCGCCGCCGUCGGCCGUGCCCACGGCCCUUCCGACGUCCGUGCCCACGGGGCCUCCGACGCCUCUGCCGAGCCCAGCGCCGACGCCGCUGCCGAGCCCGGCGCCGUCGCCGGUGCCAACCCCGGCGCCGACAAUUUCGCCUGCGCCGACGACGCACGAGUACGAGUACGACCUCGUGGCCUACUACCCGAUGACGCACGGCAAGCUGGACGACGCGCACACGUCGAGAUACCACGGCAAGGCAUGGAGGCCCGAUCAACCUAACGUUCCGAACUCCAUGAUGGUUGCCGCGGAGCUGCGGCAGACCGAGGCGCGCGACGGCCCCGCGGGCGACGCGGUGGCGCUCAACAACAGCAAGUACAUCGAGCUGCCCAGGAACGUGACGAAGCACAUCUCCGGAGACCGGCCGCGGACCAUCUGCCUCUGGGCGCGGAUCGACAAGUGGACGAACGACGCCCGGAUCUUCGAGUACGGCAGAAAGGCGCCCCAGGGAGAGCUGUUCGGCCUGCGCACCUGGAACACCCCGGGCUCGUUCGCGAUCCUCGCGCAGCACCCGAAGGGGGCGUACACCAACGUCACGGUCAACCUCACGGACACCAACCGCCUUGUCGCGCAGGGGCCGUCGCCGGGACCGACGAUGGGCUCAGUCUACGACGGCAGCUAUUCGUACAGCUACGCGGACUCGUCGAGCGCGAAGAGCCCCUCCUACGGCGGCAGCUAUUCCUACAGCUACGCGAACUCUCGACGCGAUCGCCGCCUCACGUUCGACAGCGACAGCGGCUCUCCGCCAUGGCAUCGGCUCUGGGAGAAGACGUGGCACCACUACUGCGUGACGUACGCCGCGGUCCCGAAAGAGAAAGGCCGGCCGAGAAACGUGACCUUUUACGUGGACGGCGUCGCGGAGGAUACCUGGAAAGCGACCGUCAACACGAGCCUCGGCUCGCCGCUGUACAUCGGCGCGGACGUCCAGGGCUCCAAAACGCUAGAUGGCGCCGUGGACGAGGUGUACGUCUACGAGGACGCGCUGGACGCCUGGCAGGUCGGCGUGCUCUACGGCAUCAUCAGCCCGCCGCCGUCGGCCGUGCCCACGGCCCUUCCGACGUCCGUGCCCACGGGGCCUCCGACGCCUCUGCCCAGCCCACAGCCGACGAACGUGCCUACCGGUAUUCCGACGACCGCGCGGCCGACCGCCCUUCCGUCGAUCGCGCCGACCGUCUCGCCUGCGCCGACGAGCCACUGGUUCCAGGGAAGCCUCAUCGCCUACUACGAUUUUGCCGACGGGACGACGCAUGACAUCUAUCAGGGUUGGGACGGCACGCCCGAGACCAUGGCCACGACCGAGGGCCGAGACGGUGGAUCGGCGAUCGCCCUGGACCACGGAGCUGCCGUCACGCUGCCCCCAGAGGCGACGCAGGACGUGCUCGGCGACGCCGACCGGACUGUGUGUUUGUGGGCGCGUAUCGACGAGUGGAAAGGUGGGUGCUUGUUCUACUACGGCGGCGACGGUUCGCAGGGGACCAGCAACCCGUGCGACUCGUGCAGUGCGUGUUACAUUACCGGGUCGUGCGCAUCCAACGACGAAACUCAAAAGGAUGAGUGCGGCACUUGUUCCUCCCAAAGUGAGUGCUUAGCUGGCGGCGGCUUGUGGUGCGGCGCAGGAUCGGAUGCGGCCACCGGGGGCGCGAUAUCCUACUCUUACUCCUACUCGUACGGCGGUUCGUCGGCGUCGAGGCAGCGACGCCUCCUCGCCGGAUCCUACUCGUACUCGUACUCGGCCGAAACUGCCACCAACCCGUGCGACUCGUGCAGUGCGUGUUACAUUACCGGGUCGUGCGCAUCCAACGACGAAACUCAAAAGGAUGAGUGCGGCACUUGUACCAGCCAAAGUGAGUGCUUAGCUGGCGGCGGCUUGUGGUGCGGCGCAGACGAGGUAGAGUUUGCGGAGCAGACAUUUGGCCUCUGCGCCGGAAACGUCGAGGGCCAGCUCGAGAUCGUAGGCGGGAGGCAAAUCGUGGACCUGGGGCGCCGCAUCGACUGGCGAGAGUUCCAUCACUUCUGUCUCACGUAUGACGGGCCCAGUCGAGGCGGCGACUCGGAUCUUACUUUCUACUUCGACGGCGACAAGCAGUGGGCCGCCGAGAACGUGCUCCUGGACACUGCGCCGGAAGGGACGGCCAUGCGCCUCGGCAGCGACGCCACGUACGAACGCCCGCUCAGCGGCGCCCUCGACGAGGCCUACAUCUACGCGAGCGCGCUGGACGCGUCGGCCAUUGAGGUGCUCUACGGCAGCGUGAGCGCGGCGCCGACGGUCACGCCUGUGCCGACGAGCCACUGGUUCGAGGGCACGCUCGUGGCGUACUAUCCGUUCGUCGACGGGGCGACGCAAGACGCCUAUAACAGCUGGAAUGGCAUGCCCUCGACCAUGGCCGCGACCGAGGGCCGGGACGGUGGAUCGGCGAUCGUGCUGGACGCGGAACGCCGGGACUCCGUCACUUUGCCACCGGAAGCGACGCAGGACGUGCUCGGCGACGCCGACCGGACUGUGUGUUUGUGGGCGCGUAUCGACGAGUGGAAAGGUGGGUGCUUGUUCUACUACGGCGGCGACGGUUCGCAGGUUACCAGCAGCGGCGGCGACGGCGCAAGCUGCUGCACGUAUUGCUACGGUUGCGAAUUCGCCAACUGCAAUGGCGCCACGACGUUGGAGGAGGUCGCAUCACAGGGGUGCUGCCCGGAGAAUUUCGUGCUGCGCUACUCCAUCCAAUCCUAUGGCGAGGACCGGUCCAAGUAUGACUGCGUCGCGUUCAUCGAGGAGGCGAACUGCGACGGCACCUGGGUGACCGAUUACUGCGCACGGGGGGCUGAGGACGCCACCGGGGCCGCGAUGUCCUACUCUUACUCCUACUCGUACGGCGGUUCGUCGGCUUCGAGGCGGCGACGCCGCCUCGCCGGAUCCUACUCGUACUCGUACUCGGCCGAAGCUGCGACGGAAGCGCACCACGCGGUAGAGUUUGCGGAGCAGACAUUUGGCCUCUGCGCCGGAACUGUCGAGGGCCAGCUCGAGAUCGUAGGCGGGAGGCAAAUCGUGGACCUGGGCCGCCGCAUCGACUGGCGAGAGUUCCAUCACUUCUGUCUCACGUAUGACGGGCCCAGUCGAGGCGGCAACUCGGAUCUUACUUUCUACUUCGACGGCGACAAGCAGUGGGCCGCCGAGAACGUGCUCCUGGACACUGCGCCGGAAGGGACGGCCAUGCGCCUAGGCACCGACGCCACGUACAAUCGCCCGCUCAGCGGUUCCCUCGACGAGGUCUACAUCUACGCGAGCGCUUUGGACGCGUCGGCCGUCGCCGUCCUCUACGACGACGUGACGGCGGCGCCGACGGUGACGGACGCGCCGACCGGCGACUUCUUCGAGGGCUCGCUGGUGGCCUACUAUCCGUUCGACGACGGCCUGAGGGACGCCGCCGGCGCGCACCACGCCUGGCUCCUCGGCGAGUCGCCGGCCGCGGCCGUCCAGCCGGUCGGCAAGGACCGCGGCGGCGCGCUACUCGUCGGCGACGCCGGCUUCCUCGAGCUGCCGGCGGCUGUUACGGAGGACAUCGGCCGCGACUACGACCGCACUAUCUGUGUACUGGCACGCGUAGAUUCGUGGGCCGGGGGCUACCUGUUCGAGUACGGCGGGGCCGACGAGGCCUGCGACGGGGAGGGCUGGUACCGGUGCCUCGCCGACGGGUCGAUCCGGGCGGGCGUCGGCUGCACGUCGUGCGACGACUGCGUGGCGACGUACAACUUCACGGCGUACCACGCCUGGUCCGAGACUACAUCCAUCCGCUGCAGCCUCGCCACGGAAACGUACACGCUCCGCGACGCCGCGGGCGCUCUUAUUGAGGAAAAGAAAUUGAGCCACGGCGCGUGCCACUACAUUACGUGCGGCGCGUCGUCCUACUCGUACUCGUACUCGGACUCGAGCGCGGCGGCGCGCCGGCGGCUCGACGGUUCUGCGAGCGGCUACUUCAUGGACGACACGAUGAUUAGAACGGCCGUCACUGCGUGGUUCGACGACGCGGCGGUCGCCGAGGCGAUGUACGGCCACAUCUCGACGUGGGAGACAUCAGGGGUGACGGACAUGUCGUAUUUGUUUUGCGGAGGUACAGCAAAUGCUUGCAACACUGCCGCGGCGUCCUUCAACGAGGACAUCGGCGCUUGGGACACCUCCGGCGUCACAAUGAUGGAUUACAUGUUCUACUCCGCCUCGGCCUUCGACCAGGACCUCGGCUGGUGCCUGGACGACGACGUGAACCCGUACAGAGCGUUCGAAAACACCCAGUGCGAGUCGACGUCGUGCGGUAUUCUUCCAGCAGCUGCUCUGACGUGCGGCGGCGGCCCGAUGAGCGACGUUGGCAUCCGAUUGGCAGUCGCCGCGUGGCUCUCGGACGCGACGGCCGCCGAGGCGACGUACGGCCACAUCUCGACGUGGGAGACUGGAGGCGUGACGGACAUGGAGGAGCUGUUCGAAGAUGCCUCGUCCUUCAACGAGGACAUCGGCGCGUGGGACACCUCCGGCGUCACAACGAUGUACAGGAUGUUCUACAUUGCCGCGGCCUUUAAUCAAGACAUCGGCGCAUGGGACACCUCCGGCGUCACAACGAUGUACUCCAUGUUCGGCUACGCCUCGGCCUUUAACCAGGACAUCGGCGCGUGGGACACCUCCGGCGUCACAAGGAUGUACGCCAUGUUCAGCAGCGCCUCGGCCUUCGACCAGGACCUCGGCUGGUGCGUGGACGACGGCGUGGACCUGGACUACGCGUUCGGCAACACCCAGUGCGAGUCGACGUCGUGCGGCGUCACGCAAGGCAACUGUCCGACGCCUGCGCCGACAUCGAAGACAACGCCAGCGCCGACAACCGCCGCUCCGACGACCGCCGCGCCGACGACGUCGUCGCCGACAUACGGCUACAACGAGGCGCUAAAGCAGCAUUUCGGCCUGCGCGCCGGGACCAAGGACGGCGUGCUGGAGAUCGUCGCCGGCGGCUACCGCGUCGCCGUGCCCCUCGGGGCCGGCUCCGACUGGCACCACUACUGCCUGACCUACGACGGGCCGUCGCGCGGGGGGAAGGGGAACCUCACCCUGUACUUCGACGGUCAGACCGCGUGGCAGAGGAGCCGCGUGGUGCUCGAAACGGGGGACGCGAACGCGCUGCGCUUCGGCGCGGACGCCGCGGGGGCGGCGACCCUCUCGGGCGCCGUGGACGAGAUCUACGUCUACUCGACGGCUCUGACCGCGCCGCAAAUCGGGCUCCUCUUCGACGACAUCACCUGGCCGCCGACGGCCGUGCCGAGCUCGGUGCCCACCGUGCCGCCGAGCCCGGCGCCGUCGCCGCUACCUUCGUCGACGCCGACGACCGUCCCGACGACGCUGCCGACCGGCGUCCCGUCUUCUGCUCCGACGGCCGCGCCGACGCCGCUGCCAAGUCCGGCGCCGUCCCCGUUGCCGUCUUCGACGCCGACGGCCGCACCGACGCCGCUGCCAAGUCCGGCGCCGUCCCCGUUGCCGAGCCCGGCGCCGUCGCCGCUACCCUCGUCGACGCCGACGACCGUCCCGACGACGCUGCCGACCGCUCUGCCGUCUUCUGCUCCGACGGCCGCGCCGACGUUGCCGCCAAGUCCGGCGCCGUCCCCGUUGCCGUCUUCGACGCCGACGGCCGCGCCGACGUCGCUGCCAAGUCCGGGGCCGUCCCCGUUGCCGUCUUCGAUGCCGACGGCCGCGCCGUCGCAACUACCCACGGGCGCGCCAACGUAUCUUCCGAGCUCCCAGCCGACGCCGCUGCCGUCCUCGCUACCCAGCGGCGCGCCGACGCCGCUUCCAAGCCCGGCGCCGUCGCCGGUGCCGACCCCGGCGCCGACGAUCACGCCUGCGCCGACGACGCACGAGUACGAGUACGACCUCGUGGCGUACUAUCCGAUGACGCACGGCAAGCUGGACGACGCGCACACGUCGAGAUACCACGGCAAGGCAUGGAGGCCCGAUCAACCUAACGUUCCGAAUUCCACGAUGGUUGCCGCGGAGCUGCGGCAGACCGAGGCGCGCGACGGCCCCGCGGGCGACGCGGUGGCGCUCAACAACAGCAAGUACAUCGAGCUGCCCAAGAACGUGACGAAGCCCAUCUCCGGAGACCAGCCGCGGUCCAUCUGCCUCUGGGCGCGGAUCGACGAGUGGGAGAACGACGCCCGGAUCUUCGAGUACGGCAGAAAGGCGCCCCAGGGAGAGCUGUUCGGCCUGCGCAUAUACAACACCCCGGGCUCGUUCGCGAUCCUCGAGCAGCACACGAAGGGGGCGUACACCAACGUCACGGUCAACCUCACGGACACCAACCGCCUUGUCGCGCAGGGGCCGUCGCCGGGACCGACGCUUGCCCCGUCGCCCGCGCCGACGCCGGUACCGACCUCGUCGUUCGCGCCGACGUCGGUACCGACCUCGGUGCCGAGCUACGCGCCAACGUCUCCUGAUCCCACGGCGGUGCCGAGCUCCGAGCCAACGUAUUUUCCCACGGCGGUGCCGAGCUCCGCGCCAACGUAUUUUCCCACGGCGGUACCGAGCUCCGCGCCAACGUCUCUUCCCACGGCGGUGCCGAGCUACGCGCCAACGUCUCCUGAUCCCACGGCGGUGCCGAGCACCGCGCCAACGUAUUUUCCCACGGCGGUGCCGAGCUCCGCGCCAACGUAUCUUCCCACGACGGUACCGAGCUCCGCGCCAACGUCUCUUCCCACGGCCGUACCGAGCACCGCGCCAACUCCCACGCUUGCGAGCCCGGACUCGUCGAGCGCGAAGAGCUACUCCUACGGCGUCAGCUAUUCGUACGGCCACGCGGACUCCAUGACGCUGGAUCCGACCGGCGUGCCGUCUUCUGCUCCGACGGCCGCACCAACAUCUCUUCCCACGGCGGUACCGACUCCCACGCUUGCGAGCCCGGACUCGUCGAGCGCGAAGAGCUACUCCUACGGCGUCAGCUAUUCGUACGGCCACGCGGACUCCAUGACGCUGGAUCCGACUUCGUCGCCAACGUCUCUCCCCUCCUCGCUCCCCACGGCUUCGCCUUCGGCACCAAGCGGUUACGCCAUGGACGACACCAGCAUCCGCACGGCCGUCGCCGCGUGGCUCUCGGACGCGGCGGCCGCCGAGGCGACCUACGGGCACAUCUCCACUUGGGACACAUCGGGGGUGACGGACAUGUCGGAGUUGUUCGAAGACGCCUCGGGCUUCAACGACGACAUUGGCCCGUGGGAUACCUCAGGCGUUACGUCGAUGGUAGAGAUGUUCCAGGACGCGUCCUCCUUCAAUCAAGACAUUGGCGGCUGGAACGUUGAAGCCGUUGUUGAUAUGGAGGAGGUAUUCCAGAAUGCUGCCUUGGACCAGGACCUCGGCUGGUGCGUGAACGACGAAGUCCACUUGCUCGACGCGUUCGACGGCACCUUGUGCGCGUCGACGUCGUGCGGUAUUCUGCCAGCAGCUGCUCUGAAGUGCGGCGGCGGCCCGAUGAGCGACGUUGGCAUCCGAUUGGCAGUCGCCGCGUGGCUCUCGGACGCGACGGCCGCCGAGGCGACCUACGGGCACAUCUCCACUUGGGACACAUCAGGGGUGACGGACAUGUCGGAGUUGUUCGAAGACGCCUCGGGCUUCAACGACGACAUUGGCCCGUGGGAUACCUCAGGCGUUACGUCGAUGGUAGAGAUGUUCCAGGACGCGUCCUCCUUCAAUCAAGACAUUGGCGGCUGGAACGUUGAAGCCGUUGUUGAUAUGGAGGAGGCAUUCCAGAAUUCUGCCUUGGACCAGGACCUCGACUGGUGCGUGGCCGACGUCGUCAACUUGCGCGACGCGUUCGACGGCACCCCGUGCGAUUCGACGUCGUGCGGCGUCUACUACUCGGCCGCACUAAGGUGUGGAGGCACUCCAAUGAGCGACGUCAGUAUCCGCGCGGCCGUUAGUGCAUGGGUCUCAGAUGCGACCGCCGCCGAGGCGGCGUACGGCCAUAUUUCCACGUGGGAGACCGGCGGGGUGACGGACAUGUCGGAAUUGUUUUGCGUAUCAGAUUAUUGCGAUUACCGCAACGGUGGCGCCUCUUCCUUCAACGACGACAUCAGCGCGUGGAAUACAACCAGCGUCACGACGAUGGUGGCGAUGUUCUGGGAAGCCUCGUCGUUCGACCAAGCGAUCAGCGGCUGGCGGGUCAACAAGGUCACGGAUAUGGGGUUGAUGUUUCGCGACGCUUCGUCCUUCAAUAACAACAUCGGCGCGUGGAAAACCUCCUUGGUUACGAAUAUGGGGGAUAUGUUUCAAUCCGCUGCGGCGUUCAACCAACCGAUUGGUGACUGGAGCGUUGGAGCCGUUACGAACAUGAAGGAUAUGUUCGAAGAGGCCUCAAACUUCAACCAAGAUAUUAGUGGCUGGAGCGUUGAGAGUGUCGAGGAUAUGGAGCAGAUGUUCUGGGGCGCAUCGGCCUUCGACCAAGACCUCGGUUGGUGCGUCGACGACGACGUGAGCCUGGAGAAAGCGUUCGAGGACGCUCCUUGCGAGUUGACGUCGUGUGGCGUCAAUUGGGCAGCUGCAGUGAGUUGCGGUGGCAGCGGCCCCGGGAAGCUUGACGACAGCACCAUCAGAACGGCCGUAACGGCGUGGCUCUGGAACCUGGUGGCCGCCGAGGCGGCGUACGGCCAUAUUUCUACGUGGGAGACUGGCGGGGUGACGGACAUGCAGGAGUUGUUUUGCGUAUCAGAUUAUUGCGAGUACCGCAACGGUGGCGCCUCUUCCUUCAACGACGACAUCAGCGCGUGGAAUACAACCAGCGUCACGACGAUGCGGUCGAUGUUCCGAGAGGCCUCGGCGUUCGACCAACCGAUCGGCGGCUGGCGGGUCAACAAGGUCAGGGACAUGGAGAAGAUGUUCCGCGACGCUUCGUCCUUCAACAACAGCAUCGGCGCGUGGGAAACCUCCUUGGUUACGAAUAUGAUGGAUAUGUUCGAAUUCGCCGCGGCGUUCAACCAACCGAUUGGUGACUGGAGCGUUGGAGCCGUUACGAACAUGAGGGAUAUGUUCGAAGAGGCCUCAAACUUCAACCAAGAUAUUAGUGGCUGGAGCGUUGAGGGUGUCGAGGAUAUGGAGCAGAUGUUUUACCGCGCAUCGGCCUUCGACCAAGACCUCGGUUGGUGCGUCGACAACGACGUAAGCCUGUCGGAAGCGUUCGAGGACGCUCUUUGCGAGUCGACGUCGUGCGGCGUCACGCAAGGCAACUGUCCGACGCCCGCGCCGACGCCAGCCGCCAGUCCUUCGCUCGCGCCGACGCCGGUACCGACCUUGGUGCCGAGCUCCGCGCCAACGUCUCUUCCCACGGCGGUGCCGAGCUUCGCGCCAACUCCCACGCUUGCGAGCCCGGACUCGUCGAGCGCGAAGAGCUACUCCUACGACAGCGGCUAUUCGUACGGCCCGGCUCCGGCGCCCGCCGCCAGUCAUGAGGACUCGUCCUCGUCGAGCGCGAAGAGCUACUCCUUUUCGUACGAGAAGAGCCACUCGCACGGCGGCAGCUAUUCUUACGACCCGGACUCGUCGAGCGCGAAAAGCCCCUCCUACGGCGGCAGCUAUUCCUACAGCUAUGUCUACACGUACUGGGGAACCGGCAAUGGCUGGUGUUCCUCCGACCUCGACGAAUUGAUUGGCAGCACGUCGGAUGCCAGCGCCUGCUGGACAAUGUGCGAGAAUACGUAUGCCGACCUCGUGGCCAUCGAUUGGACUCCUGACGGGGAGUGCUGGUGCCAGGACGACUGUCAGUGCAUGGAGGACUCGUUCGACGACGACAUCCACCUCAUCACGGGCAGCUCGAUCGCGACGCUUCCCAACGAGUGCGUGUCGGCGUGUCCCGCGGAAGAGGCGGCUUUCCAAGACUGCCUCAGCAAGCAACAAAGCCUCGACGACGACUUCUUUGCCGGCGGCGACGACGACGACUUUUCGCCGAAUACCUGCGACGACGUCCAGCAACAUCUCUCGAACGGAGAGUGCGAGGGGCCCGCCGUCUGCCAAACGGAGUACCAGGCGUGGGUCGAGUGCCAUUAUGAGGACAUGGCCCAGAGAUUCCUAGGCCUCACGUGCGACUUAUCCUGCUCCGGCAACCUCGGCAGCUAUUCUUACGGCCCCUCGCACGGCGACAGCUAUUCUUACGGCCCGGCUCCGGCGCCCGCCGCCAGUCAUGAGGACUCGUCCUCGUCGAGCGCGAAGAGCUACUCCUUUUCGUACGAGAAGAGCCACUCGCACGGCGGCAGCUAUUCGUACAGCUAUGGCUCUUCGACGAACUCUCGACGCACGCGUCGUCUCACGCUCGACGGUGAAAACGGUGAAAACGCUGAAAACGGUGCCAGCGGUGGCGGCGGCACCACCGCGGUGCAGCCCAAGUGGCAUGGGCUCUGGGAGCAGACGUGGCACCACUACUGCGUGACGUACGCCGCGGUCCCGAAAGAGAAAGGCCGGUCGAGGAACGUGACCUUCUACGUGGACGGCGUCCUCGAGAAGACCUGGAAGGCGACCGUCAACACGAGCCUCGGCUCGCCGCUGUACAUCGGCGCCGACGUCCAGGGCUCCCACACGCUCCGGGGCGCCGUGGACGAGGUGUACGUCUACGAGGACGCGCUGGACGCCUGGCAGGUCGGCGUGCUCUACGGCAUCAUCAGCCCGCCGCCGACGGCCGUGCCGACCAGUCCGCCGACCGCGCUCCCGACGCCCCUGCCGAGCUCGGCGCCGUCGGCCGCGCCGACGAGCGUCCCGACGACGCCGCCGACGUCGACGCCGACGGCUCCGCCGAGUCCGGUGCCCUCGUCGCUCCCCACGGCCCCCCCGACGUCCGCGCCCACGAGCCUCCCGACGGCCGCGCCCACGGGCGCGCCCACGGGCGCGCCGACGCCCGUGCCGUCGCCGAUGCCGACGACGAGCGCGCCGUCGGUCUCGCCGUUCCCGACCGUGGCGCCGACCUACGAGACGUGGCCGCCGACCGGGCUGCCGACGUCGCCGCCGACCGGCGCGCCGACGAGCGCGCCGACGGAGCUGCCGUCGCCCGUGCCGACGACGGCCGUGCCCACGUCGCGGCCGUCGGCGCCCCCGACGGCCGCCCCGACGCCGGCGACGCCGGAGCCGACCGCGACGCCGACGACGUUCGCGCCGACGCAGCUGCUCAUCGCGGCCGCCGGCACGCUCGGCGUCGAGGCGCUGCCCGGCGCGUGCGCCGACCCGGCCUUCCUCGCGGGCUACGCCGCGGCCCUGGCCGGGGCCAUGUGCGUCCCGGGCGUCGACGUGCGGGUCGCCGACUGCGCCGCCGCGGACGGCGCCGCCGCGGAGGGCGCCGCCGCGCGGCGCCUCGAGGACGCGGCCCCGGCCACGCCCGCGCCCGCGCCCGCGCCGACGGCCCGGCCGGCGCCCGCGCCGACGACGGCCCGGCCGACGCCGGCGCCGUCGACGGCCGCGCCCGCCCCGGCGCCGACGUCGGCGGUCCCGACGACCACGCCCUCGGCCGCGCCCUCGGCCACGUUCGCGCCGACGGCCGUCGCCCGCAAGGACCUCGUCUACGAGGUGCGCCUCGCCUACGCGGACGUGGACGCGGGCUUCCAGGACCGCGGCGGCCAGGCGUUCGCCGACGAGGUCGAGGCCUGCGUCGUCAAGAGCGUCGAGGCCGGCAACUUCUCCAAGGCCCUCGCGGCGCGCGGCAUCGGCGGGCGCGUCGUCGCCGUCGGCGAGGUCCUGCUCUUCCGGACCCUCGAGCCCUCGCCGGUGCCGUCGCUCGCGCCGACGACGGCGGGCUACCGCCUCGCCGGCUUCGAGGUCGUGCCGCCCGCGGACUUCGCCGAGGCGAGCGUGAGCCUCGACGUGAAGCUCGUCGUCAAGCCGCUGCUCGUCGAGCUCGCGGCGGAGUCCGUGCCGCGCGAGGACGUGGAGGUGAAGCUGCGCGCCUACGGCGCCGCGUCGAACGCGCUCCGCUUCUACGACGAGGACCCGGCGGACCCGGGCUACGCGCUGGCGUCGGACCCGGGCAGCGCCUCGGCGACCAAGAUCAUCCCCGCGGGCACCACGACGCUCAAGGUCAUGGUCGGCGCGCUCCGGGACCGCAUCAACAACGGCGCGUCGUUCUCGCAGUCCGUGGACGUGUCCCUGGACUCGAUCGACCCGAACUACGCGUGCUGCCGCUUCCUGGAGACGUUCGGCGUGGACGUCAUCGACGUCGACGAGUCGCUCAUCAGCGCCGGAAAGUUCCUCUCGAAGAUCCCGCCCGUGACGAGCGGCAACGUGCCCCUGAAACGGGACGAGAACGCCGCCACGUACGUCUACACCCUGGCGCUCACGAGCAUGCCCUUCGCGCCGGUGCGGCUCGCCGUCCGGGGCGACGUCGACGCGUUCGAGAGCAUCGAGUUCGACGGCGUGGCGAACGCCUCGCUCACGAUCCAGCCGGAGGACUGGGCGGCGACGCGGCUGCUCUCGCUGCACGUGGCCGACGACAACGUGCUGGAGGGCAACCGGAACUACCAGGUGACCGUCGUGGCGACGUCCAACGACACGAACUACGACGGCGUGACCUCGGCGACGCUGACGAGCGUCGUGCUGGAGGACGACGUCGCCUUCGCCACCGUGAGCGGCAAGACGCUGACGGUCGGGGCCGGCGUCGACGGCCCGACGUUCAGCGACGGCUACAGCAUCACGCUGUCCGCGCCGCCGACGGCCGACGUCGUCGUGACGCUCGGCUGCGCCGACCCGUACGUCUACGUCUUCCCCCGGCAGCUCGUGUUCUCGCCGGACGACUGGGAGCCGAACCUCGUGGCCGUGAACGCGUCGCUGCGCAACGCGAGCGACACGCGGAGCCGGAUGGCCACGCUCACGCACUCCCUGUCGUCCGAGGACGCCUUCUUCGACGGCCUCGCCGUCUCCGACGUCGAGAUCGCCGUCGAGUUCUCGGCCGACAGCGUGCCGCCGCCCAAGCUGGAGCUCGUGCGGUUCCUGGACGGCGGCAACGGCGUGGACGUGCGCUUCGACAGCCCGACGAACAUGGUCGACGGCGCGUGGGACGUUGAUUGCGCCACGCUCUUCGAGUACGCGGAGCCGGCGUUCGGCCCCGGCGCGGCGUGCCAGUGGCGCAACUCGAGCGCGCUGCGCGUCACCUUCACGGCCGGCGCGGCCCUGAUCCCCUUCGACUACACGAACGCGACGGACCUCAACAGCGUGUGGCUCAAGGGCGGCGUGCUGCAGACGGACCUCGCCGGCGCGACGCUGUUCGCGGCGGCGCAGUACGCCGAGGCGCAGACGCCCCUGCACCCCGUGGCGCCGGCGAUCUCGAUCACGGCGCCGGAGAGCGUCGGCGUCUGCGACGGCGUCGUCCUCGACGCGCGCGGCGCCACGGGCGGCGGGUCCCGCGAGCUGACGUACAACUGGGGCGUGCUGACGAACUGGGACGCCGAGACCGAGGCCGACCUCACCAGCGUGGCGUCGCUCGAGGCCAAGCUCGCGGCCGCCGACGCCGCGGGCGUCGUGAACGUGGAGCUCGGCUUCGACGACCUCCUCGCGGGCCGCCCCUACGAGUUCCUCAUCGCCGCGACGAACUUCCUGGGCGUGACGACGACGGCCUACGCGACCGUCGACAAGCUCGCCUCGCCGUCGCCGGGCGUCCAGUUCCAGGGCGCGGCGACGCAGACCAUGGUCCGGUCCGACCCCAAGACGCUCAAGCUCGACGUGGCCCUGCCGAACCUGACCUGCACGGACAUGAACGUGUCGAGCGCCACGCUGGGCUUCGCCUGGCGCGCCUGGCGCCUCGAGGGCGCCGAGUGGGGCGACGCGUCGCCCGAGCUCUCGCGCGCGGCCGUGGCGGAGUACACGGCGAACCCCGUGUCCUGCCGCCUGCCCGUCGACACGCUGCGCGCGGGCGCGACCUACAUGUUCCGCGCGACCGUGGGUUUCGCGGACACGAUGACCAUCAACACCUCCGCGACGGCGACGGUCGUCGUCGGCGCGCAGGACCUCGUGGCCUCGAUCCUGGGCGGCGUCGAGCAGGCCGUGGCGAUCGGCGACGACGUGGAGCUCGACGGCUCCGAGUCUUACGACCCCGACGAGAACGAGGCCGAGGGGCCCCUCGCCUACGCGUGGACCGUCGCGCGCGUCCUGGACGACGGGAGCCGCGAGGACGCGCCGGCCCUGCUGGGCGCCGUCGACGCGACGUCCGCGAUCCUCGCCUUCGUGCCGGACACGACGGGUGGCUGGCUCGGCGACACGACCUACGAGUUCGCGCUGACCGUCUCGCGCGGCGCGCGGAGCGCGGCCUACGCCAUCCUCGUGAAGGUGUCGUCGGACCGCUUCAUGCCGCGCGCGACGGUCACGGACUUCGACGAGGGCCUCAAGUACAACCCCACGGCGGACACCUUCGCCGCGAUCUACUUCGAGGCGACGUCGCCCGACCCCGGCCGGUCCUGCUGCGACUCGGCCUGGGAGGUCGAGGGCGCCGCGGCCUGCCUGCCCGAGGACGAGGGCUGCCUGCUGGGCAAGGCCGCGGACGCGGCGUCGCCCAUGCUCGUCCAGCUCGGGGCGACGCGCGCGAACACCGUCUACCGGCUCAAGCUCACGGUCACGGACGGCAUCGGGUCCACGUCGUCGACCGUCGUCUCGCUGACGACGAACGGCCCGCCGACGUCGGGCACGCUGGCCGUGACGCCCUACCGGGGCAUGGCGCUCACGACGGAGUUCGAGUUUCUGUUGGACGGCUGGUCCGACGACGCGGACGACUACCCGCUGACCUACACGUACGGGUACCGCCAGCAGCGCCGGACGAUGCGCACGGCGAGCGGCUACAAGCCCGAGCAGCUCGUGCCCCUCGUCGCGGACCAGUACGCCUCCGCGUGGUUCGUCACGACGCUGCCGCAGGCCAAAAACGUCAACAUCUCGUGCGUCGGUCGCACCUUCGACCGCUACCUGUCCUACGCCGAAGUCCAGCAGCCGGCGCGCGUCGACGAGCUCGUCAUCUCCACGGAAGACCUCACGGAGCUCGCCGACGACUUGCUGAGCUCGUCGCUCGACACGUCCGACGGCGAGGCGUCGCUCUCGCUCAUCUCGAACGUGGCGAGCGUGCUCGGUACGACUCCCAAGUCGGUCAACGGGACCGAGGUCGAGAAGACGCCCGAGGAGCUCGCGGCGGAGACGGCGCUCAUCGACAACCUGUUCGCGGCGACGCUGAGCGCGGCGAGCCUCGUGGGCACGGGGACGUCCGCCGCGGCGACGACCCAGGUGUUGAGCACGGUGUCGACGCUGAGCGCGAACCCCGAGGCCCUCAGCGAGGACUCCCAGACGGGCGCCCUCGACCUGCUGGACAACGUCGUCGGCGGCUCGGCCGAGACCGGCAUCGACCCCGACGCCGCCGCGUCGACGGCGGCGGCCGUGUCGUCGCUGCUGGACGCGUCGCUCUUCUCCGCUCCCGCCGAGGGCGCGGGCGAGGACGCCGCGGCGAGCAAGGCGGCCCUGGGCGGCCAGAUGGCCGGCACCGUCGGCGCGCUCGCGACGGGCAUGGUCGCGAACGCCUUCGGCGGCCAGAGCUUCCCGCUGUCGACGCCGAAUUUGGAGCUGAGCGCGUCGCGGACGGACUGCGGCACGCGCGACGUCUUCGGUGGCGGGUUCGGGCUCGGCGCGGGCAAGGGCGGCGUCACGGGCAUGCCGAGCAGCGCGAUGGACGCCGCGGGCGGCGGUUCGUGUGAUGAGGCCCAGAGGCGGCGCGGACGAGCGAGGAGACGGCUCCAGGACGGCGACAUCGCCGACGUCGACGUGAAGGUCGCGCAGAUGAAGAACGUCUACGCGUCGGACGCGGACCGGACGAACUCGGACCUGGUGCAGAUCGAGAUGGGCGCUUCCGGGAAGACGGUGAAGGUCGAGGGCCUCGAGGAGCCCAUCGUCCUCGAGAUCAAGCUUGAAACUGCAGAUCCGCUGCUGACGGCGUGCGCGGCGUUCGUCGAGCGCCCCGACGGCUCGAAGGCGCCGGGUUAUUAUAGGGACGGCGACCGGUGCGUCGCCUGCGGCGAUUCGGGCAUGUGCGAGGCGACCGACGCCACGUCCAAUGGCAAUAGCACGACGAAAGAAGACAACGUGCGGCACGGGAAGUGCCUCAACUCGUCGCAGAUCUUGAAACUCGACUGCAACUCCUCGGUCGUGGAGUUCAACUGCUCGCUGCCCCAGUUCAUCGAGUUCCCGCCCGACGAGCUGCACCCCGAGGGCUCGAACCGCACGUUCUACGCGCCGAAGGUGACGGGCGAGGGCGAGCCGCUGGCCGUCACGGUGACGUGCCCCGGGCGCGUGCCCGAGUGCAAGUUCUGGGACGCGAACGUGAGUGACUGGGCCGGCGACGGUUGUACCGUGGCGAGCUACACGAAUUCGUCGAUAAUGUGCGAGUGCACGCACUUGACGGACUUUGCCGGCGCGACGGGCGACGUCGGCUCGACGGCCGGGUCCGUCGUCGAGAUGGGCCUGGCCCUGUCGCUUACCGAUUUAUUGAACUCCCUGACGGUGCUCAUCACCUUAUUAUUGGCGCUGGCUCUCUUCGCGGCGCUCUGGGCGCGCGGCGUCAUGGACGACAAGGCCGACGAGCGGGACCGGCACGCGCUGCGCGAGGCGGUCCUGCCGGGCGACACGGUCAAGAAGGAGCCGACCAAGAUAUCGCGCACCACAGAACGCGUCGCGCUCGCCGCGGCCUUUCGGACGAAGGAGCGCCGGCCGUGGCUGCUGACGCCGUCCGUCUUCAAGGCCUACGCGCGGCAGGCCAUGCCCGUCAAACGGUACGCGGCGACCGCUUUACACGGUUUCGUGACGGCGAUGCGCCGCGAGCACAAAAUAUUGCAGAUCUUCCACCUGCCGGACGGGAACUACACGCGCGCGGAGCGCGUCACGGUGCUCGCCGUGUUGAUUUUUGCGACGCUGGCGGCGAACGCGUUGUUCCUAUCCGUCGCCCCGCCCUUUACCAUUGGAGGGACGGAGGCCUCGAUUCAUAACGCCCCGCACCGACCCACGACGCACGUGGCAAAAGUGGCAUACUCGUCCAUCGCGGCCAUGUUCUCGACGUUCUUCUACUUAGGAUUUGCGUUUUUAUUUUCGAAGACGGGCGAAAAAAAUAGCGACGUGGACCACUUUUUGGGAGUAGAUCCGGGCAACCUAGCGCGGGAGAAUAGGGUAAGGGUGCGGAAGCGGCGACGUGUGCUAGAUGCGCUCGCGGCCUUGGAUCACGCGCGCGACGCCCAGAAGGCCGUCUUCCACGACCUGGCCGAGGAAUUGCAGCGGCUGCACCACUUCGCGAAGGACGGUGAUUUGGGGGAGGCUCGAGCAUUAACGUCGCAGGAGCACCACGAGUUUAGUCAGUUGUGCGUCUCGAAAAGAGCGAGCGCGGCGGAGGAGGUCAAACGGUGCGAGGGCGAAUUAAAAAGAGCGGAGCUCGCGUUUAAGAACUUCUCGAAGGAGUGUAAAGAGAGAAGGGACCGGGCCCACAAGGCGACGCUCGAACCACCUUCCACAUUGUGGCAGAAGGUCAAACACAAAGUCUUGCCGCCCAAACCGCCGCCCGUGCACUGUUUAACACUGGAUGAGCGGGCUCUGAUCGAAGCCGAGGACGAAGAAUUAAAAAAGCUGCCUAAAUUAGCAAGACUUCUGUAUCAACAGUUCGUGUCGCCGAUGAAGGACGCCGUCAAGGACCACACUUCGGCGGGCUGGUCGCCGCAUUUGAACGCACCGAUUUAUGUGCUGGCGUUGCUCGUGAUAUUGGGCUGCGCGCUGUACGUGUUUCUCUUCACGAUCCAGAUCAACAAGUGCGGCGGCUGCGAGCGGCACAACGACAUGUUCCACGAUCCUUCAACAAAGUUGCCGAGAUGGGCGAACACGACCUGGGCCAUCGACGAGAACUUGUGCCGAAAGCCAGCCGAGGACGAUCUGGCCUUCGCGCCCUGCGACCCGGAUUUGUGUCUCGAGGAGCAGCAGCGAUGCCUGGCCCUGCCCAAGAGGAAGCGGGGCGACGUGCCCUGCCCCGUGAGCUGCCCCGUCGCGCCCGAGACCUGCCCGCACACGUUGGCGCAUUACUGCGGGCCCAGCGGCGGCAAUAAAGGCAGCAUGGCCUGGCUCGAGGCGGCUUUACUGUCGAUCGUGCUCGCGCUGUUCAUCAGCAACACGAUCUCGAUCUUCAUGAGCAAGGGCGUCGUGCCGAUGUUGGCAAGGGCGGUCCUGAACAAGCAGGCCGGGCCGUCGGCGACCUUCGAGGAGGAGCGUAAACAGGAGGAGGAUUUGCAGGACGCCGACGCGGCCUACAUGGCCACGUUCCAGCCGGAGGUCAAGGAGCCGCCGACGCCCAAAAGGACCGCGCUCCAGAUGUUGAUUGAUCGCGUGGACGCGCGCGCGCGGAAGAUCCGCGUGGAGCUCGCCGAGGAGGCCGCGAGGCGCGACCCGACGAUCGACGACGUCAUCGAGGUGACUCCCUCCAAACGCGAGGUGUCGUCGGAGGAGGACGAGCCGAUCUACACGCCGGGCCGCGGCGCCAAGGCCCGAGCUAAUAGAAGACGGCUGCGUUUGGAGGCCGAGGCGCGGAAGAGAGCGUUGGAGGAGGAGCUCGCGCGGCUGCCCCCGGGCACGGACCCGUGGGUCAAGAUCGCGCCGCUCGCGUUGGGGAAUUUGAGAUUGAAUUUGGCGCCGGCGGCGCAGGCCGCGGAGGCCUGGCCCCGGCCCGACGCCUACUCGGCUUCAAGAGGAGAUAAGCGGCCGCGCGUCUGGAAGUGCCCGUGCGGCGCCAAGGUGCGCUUCGCGCUGCGCGGCGACCACCUGCGCUACGACUGCGCGUCGUUCCGCGAGAGUUUGGAGGGCGCCGCGGGCAAGUGGCUCGCGGCGCACGACCCGGCGGAGUCCGACGACGUCGUCGUCGAGUGCGCGGCCGCGGGCGAGGUGAGCCCCGGGGCCGCGCUCUGCGCGCUGGCCGUGUCGCGGCGGGACGGGCCCGACGCGGCGCACAAGAAGCUGGAGCAGCUCGACUACCGCGACGAGAUGGAGCUGGCGGCGGAGGUGACCGGCGCGGACGACCUCCUGGAGCGGUGGCGCAGCGGUCGACCACUACGGCGUCGCGUCAAGCGCUCGCGGACGACACGACGACUACUCUCGCCGACGGGCGACGACGUCCAGAAGCCGCGGGCCGAGCUGCCGCCCGUGCGCGGGGGACGCGUCCAACCCCUCUGAAGACAUGUAAUUGUUUCUUAUCAUAUACUACGCGUACGAUUGUUCAGACAGUGGGGGGGAGGAGUAUUGGGAGAGG